AUGUUUUUCUCACCGGCCCACUGUCUCAUCCUUUUACUCGUCUUGAACUUCACUGAUGCUGGACGGAUUCUGAGGAAGAUCAAGGAGCGUGUGCGUAAUCUCCAGCUGCAGGAAGCCAAGCAGCAUCUCCAGAAGCAGACGGUCAGUGGUCGUCAGCCUCUCCAGCAUGUUAAGGAGGGCAGGAUUCACCAACAGCUGGACCACUUCAACCGACAAGACGUUAGCACCUUCCCUCAGAGGUUCUUUGUGAAUGAGGCGUACUGGCAACGUCCUCAUGGUCCAGUGUUCCUCUUCAUCGGAGGAGAAGGGCCCAUCUUUGAGUUUGAUGUUCUGGCCGGUCACCAUGUUGACAUGGCUGAAGAGAAUGGGGCUUUGCUAUUGGCUUUGGAGCACCGUUUCUAUGGUGACAGCAUCAACCCUGACGGUCUCAAAACGGAGAACCUGGCACACCUGAGCAGCCAGCAGGCGUUAGUGUUGGCUCCCUACCAGAGCUUGCUGACUUGGCUGUAUUCCAACAGUACAUCAGCCAAAACUUCAAUCUGA
Messenger RNA from Perca fluviatilis (European perch), 543 nucleotides. RefSeq names its product thymus-specific serine protease-like. Gene Ontology annotation, cellular component: lysosome; endosome. The record is from RefSeq and is a predicted model, not a curated record. Lineage: Eukaryota; Metazoa; Chordata; Actinopteri; Perciformes; Percidae. Gene Ontology annotation, biological process: proteolysis. The transcript has 5 exons. Bases 1 to 543 code for a protein of 180 amino acids. Gene Ontology annotation, molecular function: dipeptidyl-peptidase activity; serine-type exopeptidase activity.